AGCAUCCCUAAAACUGCCUCUGUCAUACAACCAGGAAGAAGGUGGGAUAGCCAUACAAAGCUAACAUCCCAAGUCUUUCUGCAUACUUUCUCUGGAAAUAAUGGGAUCUUUCAGGUGGAAGGUGGCAGCGGCGGCCUUUCUCGCCAUAGUAGGCUCUUCAUUACGUGUCGUAGCAGAUGAACAUGAACAUACGUACACGGAUAAAGAGGAGGUAGUUUUAUGGAUGAACACAGUGGGGCCUUACCACAACAGACAGGAGACAUACAAGUACUUCUCCUUGCCCUUCUGCGCGGGUUCAAAGAAGACCAUCAGUCAUUACCAUGAAACACUUGGAGAAGCUCUGCAAGGAGUGGAGCUUGAAUUCAGCGGCCUAGACAUCAAGUUCAAAGACGAAGUGAUGCAGACGACAUACUGUGAGAUUGACCUGGAUAAAGCCAAACGGGAUGCCUUCGUCUAUGCCAUCAAGAAUCACUACUGGUACCAAAUGUACAUAGACGACCUGCCCAUCUGGGGUAUCGUUGGUGAGGCAGAUGAAAAUGGAGAAGAUCAUUACCUGUGGACGUACAAGAAGUUGGAGAUCGGCUUCAAUGGCAAUAGAAUUGUUGACGUAAAUUUGACCAGUGAAGGAAAAGUCCGACUUGUGCCAAACACAAGGAUUGCAAUGUCUUAUUCUGUGAAAUGGAAGAAGUCUGAUGUGAAGUUUGAAGACAGAUUUGACAAGUACCUUGAUCCAUCCUUCUUUCAACACAGGAUUCACUGGUUCUCCAUCUUCAACUCCUUCAUGAUGGUCAUUUUCUUGGUUGGUCUUGUGUCCAUGAUUCUUAUGAGGACACUCAGAAAGGAUUAUGCCAGAUAUAGCAAAGAGGAGGAAAUGGAUGACAUGGACAGAGACCUUGGAGAUGAAUACGGGUGGAAGCAGGUACAUGGUGAUGUAUUUCGCCCGUCAAGCCACCCACUGAUCUUCUCCUCACUCAUCGGCUCCGGCUGCCAGAUUUUCUCUGUCUCCUUAAUCGUCAUCAUCGUCGCUAUGGUUGAGGACUUGUACACAGAGAGAGGAUCCAUGUUGAGCACAGCCAUUUUUGUGUACGCUGCUACCUCCCCUGUCAAUGGCUACUUUGGGGGAAGUUUGUAUGCAAAACAAGGAGGCAGAAGAUGGAUUAAGCAGAUGUUUAUUGGGGCCUUCCUGAUCCCGGCCAUGGUGUGCGGGACUGCGUUUUUUAUCAACUUCAUCGCUAUCUACUACCACGCCUCCAGAGCCAUACCAUUUGGCACCAUGGUCGCUGUCUGCUGUAUCUGCUUUUUCGUAAUUCUGCCGCUAAACCUUGUGGGAACAAUUCUGGGCAGGAAUCUGUCUGGCCAGCCGAACUUUCCCUGCAGAGUGAACGCUGUGCCCCGACCAAUUCCAGAGAAGAAAUGGUUCAUGGAGCCGGCUGUCAUCGUCUGCCUUGGAGGAAUCCUUCCAUUUGGGUCCAUUUUCAUUGAAAUGUACUUUAUCUUCACAUCCUUCUGGGCCUACAAAAUCUACUACGUGUACGGCUUCAUGAUGCUUGUCUUGGUGAUCCUGUGCAUCGUGACCGUGUGUGUCACCAUCGUGUGUACGUACUUCCUGCUCAACGCUGAGGACUACAGAUGGCAAUGGACAAGCUUCCUCUCUGCUGCAUCCACUGCCGUCUAUGUUUACAUGUACUCCUUUUACUACUACUUUUUCAAAACCAAGAUGUAUGGGCUGUUCCAGACGUCCUUCUACUUUGGCUACAUGGCCGUGUUCAGCACUGCCCUGGGAAUCAUGUGUGGUGCUGUUGGAUACAUGGGAACAAGUGCCUUCGUGAGGAAGAUCUACACAAAUGUGAAAAUUGACUAAGAAGCAAAGCGACAACAGAGGAUAAUUAAAAGAUUUGCCUAUGUGUUUCAUGAAAGACGGCGGGCACAAGUCAUUCUUUAUUACCUUUCUUUCUUGCGAAGAGAUUGUGAGAAUCUCACUUUGUACAAUGUAGUUUUUUUUCCAUUUUGUGAAUGAAUUUCAACGCCGCAACUCAAAGUGAACCAGAGCAAACAAAAAGAUAUCAAACACAAGGUUCUGUUUUUAUCGGUUGCUUUCAAACAAAUGUCGAGGCAAAUGUUUAAGGACGACAUGGCUUCUCUUUUCCAACCCAGACCCCCCUGAGACCAGAGAACAUAAAUGUUUAUUGAUGGAAUAGUGUAGCUCUCUUCAGUGAAGAGGUCUAAGUGUAUUGAAAGCCUUUUGUUCUAUUGUGUCAGAAUGUUGGAGAGUUGGGUUUGUGCCCAUGUUCUGAUUUCUAUUUUGUAAUCUUGAAGUCAUUUGAAAUAUUGUUAUACAUAGUAUAGUAGUCAGUUCUGAUUUACUUCCACCUCAAAGAUGAUCUAAACAGAUUUGGUCACUCAAUCAUUCCCCCUUUUCAAUGAUUCAGAAUCCCCUGUUACAGUAGCAAUCCAUCCAGUUGGUGAGAGAUUUUAGUCCUGCUGUAGUUUACUGUACAGAGUAGAGCAGAUGGACUGAUCAACAGUUGAGGUACAGUAAGAAACCAAGUUUUAAAUGGACGUUUGAUGUGAUCCCAUUUCCUCGUUUGGUCGGGGUUUUCUUAAUGUUUGGGUUUGAAUGAAGUCUACUUGUAAAGAUAAUAUAUGGAUUGGGGGGGAGUGUAUAUAACCUUAAUAAUGUAUCUCUAGAUGUAGAUCCCAAAUGUAUUUUCGUUGUACAGAUUUACUACAGGGUGUUUUUUUAAAUGAUCCAUUCAGUUUAAAAGAGGUUGUCUUUGUUUGGUGUUUGGGAUGGGGCUGGUGGCGCUGUUACAACUUGCCUGAAAUUGCAUGAAGUUUUCACCAAACCAUCUGCUCAUGAAAUUCCACUUCAGUCAGUGCUGUACGUUCUUUUUUUUCCUCUUCCUCUGACUCAAAAUGUAAAAAGGUACAUUUUGACGAGCGGUAGGCCUGCUUUUGGGCUCUUUUCUUUUGAUUUUAUUUAAAGCUUUAAAAGGCUCUACAUUUCCUGGGAAAGCCAUUACCUUCAUGUUCUUUUGCCUAACCUAAAACAUCAUUUGUGAAUGUCAGAAGGAAUGAAGCAAUUGCUUUGUUUCUGCAAACAUACUGUACAAAGUGAAGUUUAUGUACACUUAAAACUAGAUGUUUUCAUAAUCACACAGUGGUGCAGAGUGUUUCAAAUGCUUUUUCCCCCCCAUUUUGUGUAAAUACAGUAUGUACCCUACUUGUAUGAAAAGUGGCAAUGCCUUUUUAUUUUCUAAUUUCAAAUUCUGCUCCCACUGAAGUUGAUUUUGGCACCUCAUCUUGUGUACCAAUGUCUGAUUACACAUUUUGAACCUGCAUAUUAACUUGCUGUAAAAAGAAAAAUAAACAUGUUUAUGUACAGGGGU
Labrus bergylta (ballan wrasse) is the source of this 3389-nucleotide messenger RNA. It is a transcript of the gene tm9sf3, whose product is annotated as transmembrane 9 superfamily member 3. Gene Ontology annotation, biological process: protein localization to membrane. NCBI's taxonomy places the organism in Eukaryota, Metazoa, Chordata, Actinopteri, Labriformes, Labridae. Gene Ontology annotation, cellular component: membrane. The record is from RefSeq and is a predicted model, not a curated record.